AUGGAGAUCGCGUCAAUCUGUAUGCUACUUACAGCUACACUGAGCAUCCAACCCGACACAUCGCAGUUCUUUCGGUAUGACAACAUAUAUCUUAAGUGUGAUACGCCACCAAAUUCUACCGGUUGGACACUAAGAAAGAGUCAUGCGUAUCAUACACCGGAACCCUGUGAUGACAGCUGUGUACUUUGCGAUGUGUACCCCUCAGAUAGUGGAAUGUACUGGUGUGAGUCCGAGCAUGGCAAUUGUACCAGUAACACAAUCAACGUCACGGUUGUAGCCGGUGUUGUGCUAUUGGAGAGCCCUACACACCCUGUGAGUGAGGGAGAUGAAGUGACAUUGAGCUGCAAAUACAAGGGCAGAUACUCAAAUACCCCUACAACACAGUUUGCAGCCACGUUCUACAAGAACAACAUUCCUAUUGCUGGCGGACACAACGGGACCCUGAUAAUCCGGUCCGUAUCCAUAUGCGACCAAGGUUACUACAAGUGUAAGCAUCCUACGAAAGGAGAGUCACCUGAGAGCUGGUUGGAUGUGAUAGCCAGCCCCCGGACUGCAGCUGGCGCCCAGUGUGAACUGGAGGUUGCAGCUAAAGACCACGUAACCCUUCCAUGUCAGAUGUACACAUCCGACUACCCCACAUACAUAGUGUGGCGUAAAGCCGAGUCGGGUUAUGUGUAUAUCUACUACGAUGGGCAGGAACGCACAGUAUACCCUUACCUAGACUGCGUGGAGCGGAAACAUCCAGGGACAAGGACUGGAGACGCCUCUAUUAUUAUGAGGAAUGUGAGCACGUAUGAUGCUGGAACAUACACGUGUGGUGUAGUAGUAGCAGUCGGGGCACGUGAACAAUAUGAUGUAAAGCUGACUGUCAUAGAAGAUGAUCCCAUAUAUCCCGUAGGAACCCAACCUACAAUUGUAAGUAUGGGCACCGUGACCACCGUCUCAAAUGUGUACGUGUUGGGACUUGGUCUGCUGAUAGCCAGCCACUGGCAUGUAUAUGUAUAA
This is a messenger RNA of Epinephelus moara (kelp grouper), 1005 nucleotides long. RefSeq names its product tyrosine-protein kinase-like otk. The transcript has a single exon. The coding region runs from base 1 to 1005 and encodes 334 amino acids. Gene Ontology annotation, molecular function: transmembrane signaling receptor activity. NCBI's taxonomy places the organism in Eukaryota, Metazoa, Chordata, Actinopteri, Perciformes, Serranidae. Gene Ontology annotation, biological process: cell surface receptor signaling pathway. The record is from RefSeq and is a predicted model, not a curated record.